GACAGCCUCGCCUCGCCUCGCCCCGCCCGCUCGCUUUACGGCAGUGUCGCUCCGCGCCGGCUCUUCGCGGCAACGGAACCGGCGGGCCGGAAGGCAGGUGCUCGAACUGGGUUUUGAUUUCUCAUCCUAUGGAUCACUGAAUGAAUAACAGAUGGCCUUGCCUCGUCUUACAGGCGCUUUACGCUCCUUUUCAAAUGUCACUAAACAUGAGGAUUACAGUGAAGAAUUAGCUGACUUAAGGACUAAAAGAUCAAAGCUGCACGCACAGUUGCUGAAGUCUGAUCUUACUUGGAAGAAGAUAAUAAAGUUUGUUGAUGACAAUUUGGGCAAAAAAGAGCACCAAACUGUAAAUGGUGAUUUAAAAGCUAUAUUACAAGCUGCACAACAAAUAGUUGGAGCUGAAAAUGGACAAGAAGCGAUUGAAAGUGGAGCUGUUUUUCUAUUUAAGACAUUUCACAAGAAAGAAUGUGUUGGCCACGAUGAGACAAAGGCAAUCAAGCAGAUGUUUGGGCCAUUUCCAUCGUCAUCUGCUACUGCAGCUUGUAAUGCCACAUGUCGGAUUGCUUCUCACUUCACUGAAGAACAGCUUACAGCCCUCAUACAGAUGGCUGAAGAGCAAAGUGAUGAAAACAGAGUGGUCUUUGGUAAAAAUAUAGUGUUUUCAUUUGACAUGCAUGAUUUGGAUCACUCUGAGGAGCUGCCUGUGAAUGGCGAGGCCGACGCACAGAAUACUAUAAGCUUAGAUUAUAACAAAUUUGUGAAUAACCAGCUGAAUCACUUGCAGAAUUACUGUGGUGAGAAAUCUGAUCUCAAGUCUUUGGAAAAAGUAGAUGAUUCUUUCUUAUGGAGUGAAGUCGGAAAGUAUCUGAAUGAAUCUCAAGGGGGUACCCAUGGAGGGCCAACAACAGAAGACCUCUGCUGUACUUUGUAUGAGAUGCUUGCUUCUACCAAAAGUGGCGAUGAACUUCAAAAUGAGUUAUUUGAGCUGUUAGGCCCUGAAGGUUUUGAACUCAUAGAGAAACUCCUACAGAAUAGAUCUGUGAUUCUGGAAAGAUCUUUGACUUGUCCAAAUGAUAACAGGUUCCAGACUCUGCAAGAACAGUGCAAGAAGUUUAUAGGAGAAAAUGCUAAGCCCAAUUAUGGUUGUCAAGUUACAAUUCAGUCAGAACAAGAAAGGCUGUUAAUGAAACAAUAUCGUCGCGAGGAAAAGCGAAAUGCCAGAAAAGAAAAACAAACUGGGGAAGAUGCAGAAGUUUCUGGAGAAGGACUAACGUGCUUUGAUCCCAAAGAGCUGCGGAUGCAAAGAGAGCUAGCACUUUUGAAUGCUCGAAGUAUGCCAGUCCUAGGUAGACAGAGAGAGAUGGAGUUUGAAAAAAUUCAUUAUCCACAUGUUUAUGAUUCCCGAGCUGAAGCUAUGAAAACAUCAGCAUUCAUUGGAGGUGCAAAGGUGAUCUUACCAGAGGCAGUUCAGAGAGAAAAUAAUAAAAUGUAUGAAGAGGUAAAGAUCCCACAUAGUGAACCAAUGCCUAUUGGUAUUGAAGAGAAAAUUGUUUAUAUUAAAGACUUAGAUGAGAUUGGACAACUUGCUUUUAAAGGCAUGAAAAGACUAAACCGAAUCCAAUCUAUAGUUUUUGAGACUGCCUACAACACGAAUGAGAACAUGCUAAUCUGUGCCCCCACUGGAGCUGGGAAGACUAACAUUGCCAUGCUGACAAUCCUUCAUGAAAUUCGCCAGCAUGUUCAGCAUGGCGUUAUCAAAAAGGAUGAGUUUAAGAUUGUGUAUGUUGCUCCUAUGAAGGCUUUGGCAGCAGAAAUGACAAAUUACUUCAGCAAGCGACUGGAACCACUAGGCAUUACUGUGAAAGAGUUGACUGGUGAUAUGCAGCUGUCAAAAGGUGAAAUUCUGCGAACACAGAUGCUUGUGACUACUCCAGAGAAAUGGGAUGUUGUGACAAGAAAAAGUGUUGGUGAUGUAGCCCUCUCUCAGAUGGUUAAACUCUUGAUUCUUGAUGAAGUUCAUCUGUUACAUGAAGAUAGAGGACCAGUACUUGAAAGUAUAGUAGCACGUACUUUACGGCAGGUUGAAUCUACGCAAAGUAUGAUUAGGAUUUUGGGCCUUUCAGCUACAUUACCCAAUUAUCUGGAUGUUGCUACAUUUCUACACGUCAAUCCCUAUAUUGGACUAUUCUACUUUGAUGGCCGUUUCCGACCUGUACCACUGGGGCAAACCUUUAUAGGAAUUAAGACAACCAAUAAGGUGCAACAACUGAAUCAUAUGGAUGAAGUAUGUUAUGAAAAUGUGCUGAAGCAAAUAAUGGCUGGACACCAGGUGAUGGUGUUUGUUCAUGCUAGAAAUGCCACAGUACGAACUGCUAUGGGUCUUCGAGAAAAAGCAAAAAACAAUGGUCAUAUUUGUCACUUUUUAUCACCCCAAGGAUCAGAUUAUGGUCAAGCUGAAAAACAGGUACAGAGAUCCAGAAAUAAGCAGUUACGUGAGCUGUUUCCAGAUGGAUUUAGUAUUCAUCAUGCAGGAAUGCUGCGGCAAGACAGAAAUCUGGUUGAGAACUUGUUUUCUAAUGGACGUAUCAAAGUCCUGGUUUGUACAGCUACGCUCGCCUGGGGUGUCAAUCUUCCUGCUCAUGCUGUUGUUAUUAAGGGAACACAAAUAUAUGCUGCAAAAAGAGGCUCCUUUGUUGACCUUGGAAUUCUAGAUGUCAUGCAGAUAUUUGGUCGAGCUGGACGGCCUCAGUUUGACAAAUUCGGAGAAGGCAUCAUUAUUACAACUCAUGAUAAACUCAGUCAUUACUUGACUCUUCUUACUCAGCAGAAUCCAAUUGAAAGCCAGUUUCUCGAAAGCCUUGCAGACAACCUAAAUGCAGAGAUUGCUCUUGGAACAGUAACUAAUGUGGAAGAAGCAGUAAAGUGGAUAAGUUACACUUAUCUUUAUGUACGGAUGAGAGCAAACCCAUUAGUAUAUGGCAUCAGUCACAAAGCUUAUCAGAUGGAUCCAGGUCUAGAAAAGCACAGAGAACAACUGGUAAUUGAAGUCGGCAGGAAACUGGACAAAGCCCGUAUGAUUCGUUUUGAAGAGCGAACUGGCUUUUUUUCUUCAACAGAUUUAGGCAGAACUGCCAGCCACUACUAUAUUAAAUACAAUACUAUAGAGACUUUUAAUGAAUUGUUUGAUGCGCAUAAAACAGAAGGUGAUAUUCUUGCUAUAGUAUCAAAAGCUGAAGAAUUUGAACAGAUAAAGGUAAGAGAAGAAGAAAUAGAAGAGCUGGAUACCUUACUGAAUGAUUUCUGUGAACUUCCUGCUCCAGGAGGUGUGGAAAACAAUUAUGGAAAAAUUAAUAUCCUCCUUCAAACAUAUAUUAGCAGAGGGGAGAUGGACAGCUUUUCCCUUAUUUCGGAUUCUGCGUAUGUUGCACAGAAUGCAGCUCGUAUUGUUCGAGCUCUUUUUGAGAUUGCCCUUAGGAAACGUUGGCCUGCAAUGACAUAUCGACUACUGAAUCUCAGCAAAGUCAUUGACAAGCGGCUGUGGGGCUGGGUUAGCCCUUUGAGACAGUUCUCAGUGUUACCACCAUCAGUCCUUUCAAAGUUGGAAGAGAAGAAUCUCACUAUAGACAAGAUGAAGGACAUGAGGAAAGAUGAAAUAGGUCAUAUGCUGCAUCAUGUGAAGAUUGGGUUAAAGGUAAAACAGUGUGUCCAUCAAAUCCCCUCCAUAAUAAUGGAAGCAACAAUUCAGCCAAUAACCCGUACGGUCCUCCGAGUUCGGCUGAACAUCACUCCUGACUUCACAUGGAAUGAUCAGGUACACGGCACUGUUGGAGAGCCCUGGUGGAUUUGGGUGGAAGACCCUACUAAUGAUCACAUUUACCAUUCAGAGUACUUCAUCGUUCAAAAAAAACAGGUCAUUACUAAAGAACCUCAACUGCUGGUGUUCACAAUCCCGAUUUUUGAACCUCUACCAUCUCAAUAUUACAUUCGAGCUGUGUCUGAUAGAUGGUUAGGAGCAGAGGCUGUAUGCAUUAUAAAUUUUCAACAUUUGAUUCUUCCAGAGAGACAUCCUCCACACACGGAGCUUCUAGAUCUUCAGCCUUUGCCUAUCACAGCCUUGGGACAUCGGGAAUAUGAAGCCCUGUACAAAUUCACACACUUCAACCCUAUUCAGACCCAGAUAUUUCAUACACUUUAUCACACAGACUGUAAUGUUCUUCUUGGAGCUCCGACAGGUUCUGGGAAGACUGUUGCAGCUGAAUUAGCCAUCUUCAGAGUUUUUAACAAGUAUCCCACAUCAAAGGCAGUGUAUAUUGCACCCUUAAAAGCACUCGUUCGUGAAAGAAUUGAGGACUGGAAAGUUAGGAUUGAAGAAAAACUUGGUAAAAAGGUUGUAGAGUUGACAGGAGAUGUGACUCCUGAUAUGAGAGCUAUCGCCCAAGCUGACCUGAUUGUUACUACCCCAGAAAAGUGGGAUGGUGUUAGCAGAAGCUGGCAGAACAGAAGCUAUGUUCAGAAAGUUUCCAUUCUUAUCAUAGAUGAGAUCCAUCUGUUAGGGGAUGAGAGAGGACCAGUAUUGGAAGUCAUUGUGUCUCGAACAAACUUCAUCUCAUCUCACACAGAGAAGCCUGUAAGAGUAGUUGGUUUAUCCACUGCUUUAGCAAAUGCCAGAGACCUUGCUGACUGGCUAAAUAUUAAUCAGAUGGGUCUGUUCAACUUCCGGCCGUCAGUACGCCCAGUUCCUCUAGAGGUGCAUAUUCAGGGCUUCCCUGGGCAGCAUUACUGUCCUCGCAUGGCUAGUAUGAACAAACCUGCAUUUCAGGCGAUUCGGAGUCAUUCUCCAGCCAAGCCUGUUCUUAUUUUUGUAUCAUCCAGACGUCAGACAAGGCUUACUGCUUUAGAUCUGAUAGCUUUCCUAGCCACUGAGGAUGAUCCCAAACAGUGGCUGAAGAUGGAUGAAAGAGAGAUGAAUGACAUUAUAGCAACAGUUAGAGAUUCAAAUCUGAAGCUGACACUUGCCUUUGGAAUAGGUAUGCACCAUGCAGGUCUGCAUGAAAGAGACAGGAAAACUGUGGAAGAAUUGUUUGUGAACUGCAAAAUCCAGGUUCUUAUUGCCACAAGCACAUUAGCUUGGGGUGUAAAUUUUCCAGCUCAUUUAGUAAUUGUUAAAGGAACAGAAUACUAUGAUGGAAAAACAAGGCGUUAUGUGGAUUAUCCCAUUACAGAUGUGCUUCAGAUGAUGGGACGUGCUGGCAGACCACAGUUUGAUGACCAAGGAAAAGCUGUAAUUCUAGUUCAUGAUAUUAAGAAAGACUUCUACAAAAAAUUCCUUUAUGAACCUUUCCCAGUGGAAUCAAGCUUGUUAGAAGUGCUGGCUGACCACUUGAAUGCUGAAAUUGCUGCUGGAACUGUUACUUCUAAGCAGGAUGCAAUGGAUUAUAUCACCUGGACUUAUUUCUUCCGUAGACUUAUAAUGAACCCAACUUACUAUAACUUGGAUGAUGUGAGCCAUGACACUAUGAAUAAGUACCUCUCAAGCCUUGUUGAGAAAUCCCUCUUUGAUUUGGAAUGCUCCUACUGUAUUGAAAUUGGGGAGGAUAAUUGCAGUAUUGAACCUCUGGCAUAUGGCCGCAUUGCUUCCUAUUACUAUUUGAAGCAUCCAACUAUUGGAAUGUUCAAAGAUCAGUUGAAACCUGAAAACAACAUUGAAGAAUUGCUCUUAAUUCUGACAAAUGCUGAGGAGUACACAGAUUUGCCAGUGAGACACAAUGAAGAUCAGAUGAACAGUGAACUGGCAAAACAUCUUCCAAUUGAAGUCAACCCCCAUUCAUUUGACAGUUCACACACAAAAACACACCUCCUGCUGCAAGCCCACUUCAGUCAUGCCAUGCUGCCUUGCCCAGAUUAUGCAACUGAUACAAAGACGGUGCUGGACCAAGCAAUUAGAAUAUGUCAGGCAAUGUUGGAUGUCGCAGCGCACCAUGGCUGGUUGGUGACUGCUCUGAAUAUAACCAAUCUGGUGCAGAUGGUGGUUCAGGGUAGAUGGAUACACAACUCUUCCCUGCUUACUUUGCCCAAUAUAGAGCUACAACACCUCUACCUUUUUCGGAAGUGGAGCCAAGGCAAAAGGAAGAGCGUGCGUGGAGGUUACCAAGGACCUAUUGAGUGUCUUCCUGAACUAAUGGCUGCCUGUGAAGGAAAAGAGCAUGUUUUUGCUUCCAUUGUGGAUGGUGAAUUGCAAACAGCCCACAUUUCACAGGCUUGGAAUUUCCUGUGCCGUUUGCCAAUUCUAAACGUCAGCCUGAGCAUUAAGGGCUGCUGGGAUGACCCAGCUCAACCACAGAACGAAGUGCCUGUUCCUUCUUUGACAACAGACACAAGAGAUGACAAAAGAUGGAUCAAAUUGCAUGCUGAUCAAGAGUAUGUGCUCCAAAUAAAUCUGCAGAGAACCCAGAUGGGGUAUCAGGGAAAGCAGGACAGUAAAGCAGUGGCUCCUCGAUUCCCCAAAGUUAAAGAUGAAGGAUGGUUUUUGAUAUUAGGAGAAGUCGAUAAAAAAGAACUUAUUGCCCUGAAAAGAACUGGAUAUGUCAGAAAUCGAAAUACUGUUUCUGUUGCUUUUUAUACACCAGAAACCCCUGGAAAGUGUAUCUACACAUUGUAUCUCAUGAGUGACAGUUACCUGGGCAUGGACCAACAGUAUGAUAUUUACCUGAACAUUAUACCAGCUAGUACAUCAGCACAAGUCACUGCAGAGGUGUCUGAUACUCUGAGUCACCUGGCUCUGGAGUAAGGUGAUCUGAAAGGCCCAUCCAAAAGGACUGGUCUUCCAGUCAGACAUCCGGUCAUUCUGGACACGCAAAAAUGUGUUUGCCUUAGUGGAACCAACUUCAAACCUCAAGACAACUAGGAAAUUCAAAUUGACUACUGUAUUGACUCUGGUAGCACAGAGUUAGCCACAGUGGCCUUAUUCCUUUAUGAAGAGUUGUCUUUUCUUGUUUCAUCUUUCUCCUCUCAGAAAUCAUAUUGUUGAUUCAAUUUUGACACAUCAAAAUAAAAGACUAAAAGAUAUUGUAAUUUGUGCAAAUUUAGGGCUAAAAUCUUCAUUUUGAGAAGUGUCCUGUAGCCUAUGUACUGAUGUAGCUUAAGUAGACAGGUUUUUUAAUCUGUAGGGAAAAAGACAAAAUUUGAUCUAAGAACUGCUGAAAACAGACAGAUGUGUUAUAUUUCAUGUUUAAUAAAAAUAUGUCCAUAAGAA
Messenger RNA from Pezoporus occidentalis (night parrot), 7252 nucleotides. RefSeq names its product activating signal cointegrator 1 complex subunit 3 (gene ASCC3). The transcript has 42 exons. The record is from RefSeq and is a predicted model, not a curated record. Gene Ontology annotation, molecular function: ATP hydrolysis activity; nucleic acid binding; ATP binding. Bases 152 to 6787 code for a protein of 2211 amino acids. Lineage: Eukaryota; Metazoa; Chordata; Aves; Psittaciformes; Psittacidae.